Molecule: messenger RNA, 1100 nt
Organism: Cherax quadricarinatus
Lineage: Eukaryota; Metazoa; Arthropoda; Malacostraca; Decapoda; Parastacidae
Source: RefSeq, a predicted model, not a curated record
UCCGCGAAUCAGUUGUUCCUCGCACCCCAUUAAACGUCCACGCUUGUCGCAUCCGGGAGAUAUUCCCCUAUUUUGGUGGCUUUAAUUGGCUCAGUGAGGGGUUGUCGUCGUCUUUUACCCCGAAGGCUAAGCCUAACAGGCUCAGAAACUUGCAGUAAGCGCUUUAAAAAUUGGGAAGAUCACGGGAAAAUCUGAAAAAUAUAUAGAAAACGGUUGAGCAGUAGUACAGCCUAGAGACGGCGGCAGUAUGGCGGCGCAGCCGUCAGUUGCCAUGUUCUAUGUUCCUAACACAAAAUCCCCAAGAAUUUUUAAAUAUAUCUCUUAGAUUCCUACAAUUUCAUCUAGGAUGCAGUGUUUCAUACACAGAUUCAUAUGAGAUAUUUUCAAUUACUCUAGAAAACGCGUGUGAUUGAUAAUUUUCAUCUUAACAUUAUUUGCUCCAGUCACUUGACAUUUGGAGCAUCCACUCCGCUGUUAAUAUCUUGCAAAUUACAAUUAAUAAGGAUCCGCUUGUGUGAAAGCAGCGUGCUGAGGAGUCUGUCGUUCCAUGGAGGAGAGUGAGAACCAUGGCCAACACUGAAGUUUCUCUCACUCGCUAGCAACAUGCAAAAGCAAGAGCAGCUGCAGCUGCAACUCAAGGAGCAAGAACUCCAGCAGCAGCAGCAGCAGCAGGAAACCAAACAGGAGCUGCAGCAGCAACUUGAGCAGCAGCAGCAUCACAAAAUGACACAGCAGCUGCAGAAGCACCAGCAUCAACUCGAGCAGUAUCACCAACAGCAGCAGCAGCUUGAGCAGCAGCUGCAUCAACAGCACCCACAAGUAAUUGCUGUUCAGCAGUCUCAUGCUGGUCAGCAGACCAGCGCUGCGAAGGAGGGAGGCAUCAUACAGAGAUUAUUUAAGGUAAAUUAUUUAUCCUCUUGGGCCCCUCAAGGAAGGUUCCUUGAUGUUGGUGAGGGGCUCUUGAUUUAGGGAAUUGGAUCUGUGCUCCAGUUCCCCGAAUUAAGCCUGAAUGCCUUCCACAUAUCCCCCCCCCAGGCGCUGUAUAAUCCUCCGGGUUUAGCGCUUCCCCCUUGAUUAUAAUAAUAAUAAUAAUAAUUAUC